Molecule: messenger RNA, 1182 nt
Organism: Apodemus sylvaticus (European woodmouse)
Lineage: Eukaryota; Metazoa; Chordata; Mammalia; Rodentia; Muridae
Gene: Lrrc31
Product: leucine rich repeat containing 31
Molecular function (GO): protein binding
Source: RefSeq, a predicted model, not a curated record
AUGCACCCAUCCCGCGGUGUCACGGAUGGCCGGGUGGGCGGGGCUUUCUUCUCAUCCCACCUCACAGCCCGAGUCUCCCCAUUCACUUCUGUUUCUCCACCGCGAUGGCUUCUUGGCUCCUGCUCUCCAGAAGCGAGCCUGCGAGCCUGCGUAGAACUUCCAAAGGUGAAACCCUGCAGAGAGUCCCCUGGAGCUAUACCUCUUGACUUAGAAAUAGACCUGAAAUCCAAUAUGGGAGAAGGUGACUGGUUCCGGAAGAAACUGUGCAGAAGGACGGCUGACACAGGUCUAGACUUGAACAGUAAUGGACUAACAGCAGUGGAUGCGAAGGAAGCUGACCUGGAAGAACCAGACGUCUCCUGGGAUGAUUUUGCCAGCGGGACCCUCCACUCUCUCCCUCAGCAAAUGCCUGUUAGCAAGUUAAAGGUCCUGAGGCUGAGUAGCUGCAGACUUACCCCUGAGGACGUUCAAACACUGGGAGGCGCUCUUGAAAUGAUACCUGACCUUGAAGAACUGAGUUUAUCCUGGAACGGCAACGUCGGAGGAAAGUUGCCCCAGAUUCUCUGCACAUUCCAACGAGGGAGCAAGAUUCGAACACUUGAACUUGUACACGGUGUCCUCACAUCACAGGACGGAGUGUUUGUGGAUAAGUGGAGUUGGAAGAAUUUGUCCCAGAAAGAACAUAGGAAAGAUGCCUGUAAUGCUGCCUUUGCAUCCUUGGGUGUGCUGAGGAUUCUGGACCUCUCCUGCGACAAGGAACUGGGUGGAGGCUUUGAGGAUGCACCUGUUCAGCUGGCUACACAGUUCCUUGCUUUGGUUGUCCCUUUACUCUCCAAUCUGGAAGAACUGGAUUUGUCACCCAACAGAGAUGUGGGCGGCGGCUCCUCAGAGAACCUACUCAGCAGGCUGUGGUUUUUACCAGCACUGAAGUCCUUGCUGAUUAACAGAAGUGUUUUACAAAGUGAGACUUUCACAGCCCCUUGCGGAAGCCUCCGUGUACCCCCCCCUGCUCUGGAGAUACUCAACAUUUCCUGGAAAAAGUGUGUUGGUGGGAACCUAGAGCUGCUUCAGCAAACACUAAAGUUGUCAAGGUCGCUUCGAGUGCUACGUCUGAACAGCUGUUGCCUGGUAACAGAGGGUGAGGUGCUCCUGGGUUUGGGUGUUCCCUCCAUAUCGGCUUAG